This is a messenger RNA of Lotus japonicus, 732 nucleotides long. Its product is annotated as probable calcium-binding protein CML44. Lineage: Eukaryota; Viridiplantae; Streptophyta; Magnoliopsida; Fabales; Fabaceae. Bases 97 to 615 code for a protein of 172 amino acids. The record is from RefSeq and is a predicted model, not a curated record. The transcript has a single exon. Gene Ontology annotation, molecular function: calcium ion binding.
CCAUGGUAUUGCAACUUACAAGGUUUGAGGACAAAUAAGAAGCAUAAAAAACAAGAGCAGAGACUAAUCAACAAUAUUCAUUGUAUCAUACCAUAUAUGUUUAGUUUUGCAAAUAUGUGUCUCUUAUCUCCUAGUGACUUGCAGCGGAUUUUUCAGAACCUGGACGUGAAUGGUGACGGAUUCGUGACCCUUGAGGAGCUAAAUUGGCUUCUCCAGAAGACAAUUAACAUCCCCCAAUUCGGGUUGGAAGAGCUCGAAUCGAUUGUGGAGAAGAAUCGCCUCGACUUCAGCGAGUUUUUGUUCUUCUACAACUCCAUAUCGAAGCAGAACAAUGGAGAAAACAGAGGAGGUGAUGAUGAUGACCACGACGAUGACGAUGACAAAGACGAUGAAGUUUUGGAGAGCGAUCUUGUGAAGACGUUCAAGGUGUUUGACUUGGAUGGAGAUGGAUUCAUCACGAGCCAAGAGCUGGAGUGCGUUUUGAAGAGGCUUGGGUUGUGGAACCAAACGAGUUGCAAGGAUUGCAGGAGCAUGAUUCGGUUCUAUGAUACCAAUUUGGAUGGAAGGCUUGAUUUCCAGGAAUUUAAGAACAUGAUGCUGCUUACCACUGCCUGAUUUUAAUUCCUUCAAAUUAGCUUUUCUUGUAAGAUGUAUUAUUAUUUUUACGAACCGAUUAUGUCAUCAACAUGUGUGCAUAUUUAAUGACAUUAUAACCAAUCAUACUCUGCUCAA